Molecule: messenger RNA, 1785 nt
Organism: Ceutorhynchus assimilis (cabbage seed weevil)
Lineage: Eukaryota; Metazoa; Arthropoda; Insecta; Coleoptera; Curculionidae
Source: the annotation of a GenBank genome assembly
AUGGCAUUGAAAAAUCAGGUCGGCCAAAAAAUCAUGAACGAAGUGAUAAAAUACAAACCCCAAAAGAAAAAUGGCCCUGCUGCUGUGGCAGGAGGAAAAAUGGAAUGGAGAGUCCUGGUUGUAGACAAACUGGCCAUGAGGAUGAUAUCUGCUUGCUGUAAAAUGCACAAUAUUUCAGCUGAAGGCAUAACUUUGGUUGAAGAUAUUUUCAAAACCCGCGAACCAUUGCCCACAAUGGAAGCUGUUUAUCUGAUAACUCCUUCAAAAGAGUCUGUGGAAGCACUAAUGAGGGACUUUGACGGCAUCAAACAUAUUAUGUACAAGGGGGCACAUGUUUUCUUCACUGAAGUAUGCCCUGAGGAAUUGUUCAACGAACUGUGCAAAUCUUGUGCAGCAAAGAAAAUUAGGACUCUCAAGGAGAUCAACAUUGCAUUUUUACCGUACGAAUCUCAGAUCUUUUCGUUGGAUUGUGCCGAGACUUUCCAAUGCUACUAUAAUCCAGCCUAUUCCCAAAAAUACAGCGCCAAUAUGGAAAGGAUGGCAGAGCAAAUAGCUACUUUGUGUGCCACUUUAGGCGAAUAUCCUUCUGUAAGAUAUCGCAGUGACUGGGACAAAAACGUUGAACUAGCCCAACUGAUUCAACAAAAAUUGGACGCCUACAAAGCAGACGAACCAACAAUGGGCGAAGGUCCAGAAAAAGCCAGGUCACAGCUGUUGAUUCUGGAUCGUGGCUUUGAUUGUGUUUCCCCACUUUUACACGAAUUGACUUUCCAAGCCAUGGCCUAUGAUUUGUUAAAUAUACAAAAUGAUGUUUAUGAGUAUGAAGCUUCUGCUGGUGUAAAAAAAGAAGUCCUCCUUGACGAAAACGACGAAAUGUGGGUGGAACUGCGUCACCAGCACAUUGCAGUUGUCUCCCAAAGCGUUACCAAAAACCUAAAAAAGUUCACCGACUCCAAAAGAAUGACAGCUAGCGACAAACAAUCCAUGAAAGACCUGUCUACAAUGAUCAAAAAAAUGCCCCAAUACCAAAAAGAAUUGUCAAAAUACGCCACCCAUUUGCAACUUGCCGAAGACUGCAUGAAACAGUACCAAGGCUACGUGGACAAGUUGUGCAAAGUGGAACAAGAUUUGGCCAUGGGUACUGACGCUGAAGGCGAAAAAAUCAAAGACCACAUGCGUAAUAUUGUGCCAAUUUUACUUGAUCCCAAAAUAACGGAGCAGUACGAUAAAAUGCGCAUUAUUGCUCUAUACGCCAUGACCAAAAAUGGCAUUACUGAAGAAAACUUGCAAAAACUUGCCACUCAUGCCCAGAUUUCGAAUAAACAAACAAUUGCCAAUAUCCAGUAUUUGGGGGUCAAUGUUGUCAAUGAUGGUAGCACCAGGAAAAAACCGUACACAGUGCCUCGUAAAGAACGCAUUACGGAGCAAACCUAUCAAAUGUCGCGUUGGACACCUGUAGUCAAGGACAUCAUGGAGGACUGUAUUGAGGAUAAAUUGGAUCAGAAACAUUUUCCUUAUUUGGCUGGACGUGCUCAGAGCACUGGAUAUCAUCCGACAUCAGCCAGUGCUCGUUAUGGUCAUUGGCACAAAGACCGCAGUCAACCGACAGUCAAAAAUGUACCCCGUUUGAUUGUCUUCAUCGUUGGAGGUGUUUGCUUCUCCGAAAUCCGUUGCGCCUACGAGGUAACAAACGCCCUGAAAAAUUGGGAAGUUAUCGUCGGUUCUUCUCACAUUUUGACGCCGAGAGCUUUUCUUGAACAGCUGACGUCACUCACACCCAACUAG